Messenger RNA from Saccostrea echinata, 2563 nucleotides. RefSeq names its product probable glutamate receptor. Gene Ontology annotation, cellular component: membrane. Gene Ontology annotation, molecular function: glutamate-gated receptor activity. Lineage: Eukaryota; Metazoa; Mollusca; Bivalvia; Ostreida; Ostreidae. The transcript is spliced from 11 exons. Bases 1 to 1947 code for a protein of 648 amino acids. The record is from RefSeq and is a predicted model, not a curated record.
AUGACAGGUAACUCUUGUCUGAACGAUUCCUCCAAAGAAGAACUGUAUUCGUGUUUUCGAGAUAAUUACUUCUUAGAAAGUAAUGGUAUCGCUACAUUUAAUGAAACUGGUAACAAUUCGGUAAAAGACGGAUUGGAGUUCCUUGGGAAAGCAAUUGAAGCUGUAAAAUGGAACCACGCAACUCUUCUGUUCCCGGACGACAAAGCUCCCAUAGCAUACAUCAUUGCCGAUUUGUUGGGGGACUUGUAUGUGCAGACGUCACAUCGUACGAUAGACCCGACCGAGGAAUUCAUAGAAUCACUAUGGCAACACAGAGAUCCAACUGUACAUGCCGUUGUCAUUGGAAACCGCUCCUUUACUGGAGCUGUGCUGGAAAAGGCAACAGCCUUUGAUAGGCAACCAGAGAACAUUCGGAGGACUGCCCUGUAUGCGAUGUCGUAUUGGAUCGUGUUCUCUAUGGAGGAGGAGUCUAUAAACAUAGAAAACAACACUGACUAUUGCUUAAAUGUAUCCAUGGACAAUGUUUUGCUAAUACAGAAAUCUGGGGAAAAAAGAUAUGCUUUGUUAGCCUUGAUGUGGCGAGAAAACAACACGAGAGAGUUUGAGGAACUUAAUAUUGACUGGGAUUGCUUUGGAAACAUAAAACUAGAUCUCUUUCCCAAUGCAAAGUUUGGCUUCAACGGGAGACAACUCCUAACCACAGCUAUCCAGUACAAGAGUUAUGUGGAGCUUGCUGAGGAGGAUGGAAACCUUGUCGUAGCAGGAGGGGUGUGUGGGGAUAUUAUACGAAUUCUCUGUAAUAAACUAAAUUUUACUUAUCGGGUAAUCCCACCAGAAGACGGGCAGUGGGGGAUUCUGAUGGAAGACGGGAACUGGACGGGGAUGAUCGGAAUGCUUCACAGAAGAGAGGUUGACAUUGCUAUGGUGCCACUAACUGUACAAGAAGAUCGUAAAAAAGUGGUGGACUUCACCAUCCCUUUCUUCUAUUCAAAUUUCGCAUUCAUGAUGCGCAUGCCCGACCCUAAGACGGUCAAAUGGAGAAUUUAUUUGGAUAUGUUCUCCACGCCUGUUUUGUAUGCCAUUUCAACUGCUCUUAUUUUGUCAAGUUUAUUACUUUAUGCAAUGGAACGAUUCAACUGGAACUGGAAUGGAAGAAAACCUGAAGAAAAAAGAGACCUCGUGGAUAUCUUCGAGUAUAUUUAUGGAGCACUAGUACUUCAAGCGGGUCACAGACUACCGUCAUCUACUAGCGGACGGGUGUUCACGUGUAUUUUCUGGGUGUCAUGUGUGUCCCUUACCGCGGUGUACUGCGGAAGUCUUGUGGCUAGCAUGGCAUUGGCUCGCAGGGAGAAAAUACACUUUCAAACUCUAGACGAACUGGUAGCACAAUCCGAGUACAAAUGGGGCUAUAUUGCGGGGACAUACUUGGAUUCCGUGCUUCGGAAAUCUAAUAUCGGGACUUAUCAGAAAAUCUACAAUGGAGCACAAGAUUUUGCCAGGGAAGACCCAGAUGUGUUAUCCAUUAGCGAUAAGGUUCACUUCCGGAAAUUGACGACGGAGAAGUACGUCUUUAUCUCGCCCGUCCCUCAUCUUCAAACUGUCAGUUUCUCGGACUGCCGGUCUUUGCUCUCUACAGAGCGGUUUGUGGAGGAUAACAGCGCGUUUGGUGUUCCAGAGGAUUCGCCUUUCAAAGAGAUAUUUUCUCUGAAACUAGCUCAAUUACAGGACAGUGGGAUAUUGGGAAGUAUUCAUCAGAAAUAUAAGCUUCAGAAUAACUGUAGUGACGUCAGUCAGUUACUAAGUCAACACACAAUCAAACCAGACGACGUACAGACAGCCUUCUUCAUUCUGAUAGCAGGGAUUCUUAUUGCUAGUGCUGUGUUGUGCUGUGAAUGUGCUCUGUCCUGGUGUAGGAUGACAGUCACAUCGAGAAACAACUCAUUAUAACGAAUUUCAAGAUUUUGUAAAUAAUGAUUAAAACAAGUCAAUGUCUGUUUCAGUUUUUGAUUUUUUAUGCCCCCGGAUCAAAAAAUCCCGGGAGUAUAUUGUUUUUGUGCUAUCUGUCUGUCUGUUGUCAACUUUAACCUAGCCAAUAACUAUUGCGCUGUCAAGGGUUAGGCUUUAAAAUAUUUGACAAGAGUGUUCAUUAUGACAAGACCUUUCCAUUGGUACAGAAAUUUUUGAUCAUGUGACCUCAACUGUGACCUUUGACUUACAUUUGAAAAACUUUAACAUUGGCCAUAACUAUUGCACUGUAGUCUACGUCCCACUCCAGAACUGUGUUACCAUCGGGGGCAUAGUGUUUCACAAACACAUUUUGUUCUUUAUGUCAUUUCUUUUGUCAAGUAUGCAUGAUUGAGAGAGUAUCCAUAUUUUUGAGAAAUAUUCAGUAAAACACUAAAUAGGUGAUCUGUCUUUUGCACCAAAAUACCAGUACUUUAUCACUGCAUACAAUCUCAUACAGAAUUGACAAGACUGAUAACUAUUUUAUGUGUAAUACUCCUAUAAAAUUGUUUGAAUGUAGCAUGAAGGUUAUUUUACAAUUGGUGAUACAUGUACUCGG